Trichosporon asahii var. asahii CBS 2479 is the source of this 216-nucleotide messenger RNA. RefSeq lists its product as uncharacterized. The transcript is spliced from 3 exons. Bases 1 to 216 code for a protein of 71 amino acids. NCBI's taxonomy places the organism in Eukaryota, Fungi, Basidiomycota, Tremellomycetes, Trichosporonales, Trichosporonaceae. The record is from RefSeq and is a predicted model, not a curated record.
AUGUCUCAACUCUCAAUGGAGAUGAGUUCUGGUACUGGUCACGUUAACUCUCAGUCCGUCACUUUUCCGCCAGCUCCUACCACAAAAACAGUGGAGCGGCGGCUGCGUUCCCAAAGUGGCCAGCAAGUCAGCUCGCAACUGCGAUUCAAGCUGAAAUUUAGCUUGGUUCUCAGUGGCACGGUCAUACAGCGCGGUCCUGCUCCGGGUCGAACGUGA